Molecule: messenger RNA, 1781 nt
Organism: Erigeron canadensis
Lineage: Eukaryota; Viridiplantae; Streptophyta; Magnoliopsida; Asterales; Asteraceae
Product: cysteine synthase 2
Exons: 6
Coding region: 133-1395 (420 amino acids)
Cellular component (GO): cytoplasm
Molecular function (GO): cysteine synthase activity
Source: RefSeq, a predicted model, not a curated record
CUAAUAUUAUGGGCUAACUACAUAACGUUAUUGUCUUUGGGCCUAAAAAUCUUUUUACUUUCCGUUAAUAACAAAUCAUCGGAAUAACAUCCGGCAACCCAACUCCGCCGUAACCUCCAACCACCGCAAGAGAUGCCAGCAACGCAGAAUCCAAUCGCCAUCCUAACAGCCGUUUCCGUAGCCGUAUUUUCUCUGUACAUCUUAACAAACAAACGCCGUUCGAAAUCUAAAACCCUAAUAACGGAAAACAAACGGAAAAUAAACGGAAUCGUUAGCGCAAUUGGUGACACUCCUCUAAUUCGUAUUAACAGUCUCUCUGAUGCCACUGGCUGUGAAAUUUUUGGGAAGGCGGAGUUUUUGAAUCCUGGAGGAAGUGUUAAAGACAGAGUUGCUGUUAAAAUUAUUGAAGAGGCGUUGGAAUCUGGAGAAUUAUCUCGAGGUGGUGUAGUUACAGAGGGGAGUGCUGGGAGCACUGCAAUUAGUCUUGCAACAGUUGCCCCUGCCUAUGGAUGCAAAUGCCAUGUGGUUAUUCCAGAUGAUGCUGCCAUUGAGAAGUCUCAAAUACUAUAUGCUCUUGGAGCAACAGUUGAAAGGGUCAGGCCGGUGUCAAUAACUCACAAAGAUCAUUUUGUCAAUAUUGCAAGGAGAAGGGCAUCAGAAGCAAAUAAAUUAGCACUGCAGCACAGAAAUGAAACAGAGAUGAAAGACAUAAACGUUACAAAUGGAUACUUGUCUGAGAAAGAACAAAACAAAGGGUUCACUGGUGAGUAUAGAGGUGGCUUCUUUGCAGAUCAAUUUGAGAACCUGGCAAAUUACAGAGCUCAUUAUGAAGGAACUGGACCUGAGAUUUGGGAACAAACUGGUGGCAAAUUGCAUGCUUUUGUUGCAGCUGCAGGCACUGGUGGCACUGUGGCUGGUGUAUCCCGCUUUCUAAAGGAAAAAGAUCCAGGAAUUAAGUGUUUUCUUGUGGAUCCUCCUGGUUCUGGCUUGUUCAACAAAGUUACAAGGGGGGUGAUGUACACAAGAGAAGAGGCUGAAGGGAAGAGAUUGAAAAACCCAUUUGAUACCAUCACCGAAGGAAUAGGGAUCAAUAGACUGACAGAGAAUUUUAAAAUGGCUCAACUUGAUGGAGCUUUCCGGGGCACGGAUAUUGAGGCUGUGGAAAUGUCUAGAUUUCUUCUAAAGAAUGAUGGGCUGUUUAUUGGAAGUUCUUCGGCAAUGAACUGUGUUGGAGCAGUGAGAGUAGCCAAAUUGUUGGGUCCUGGUCAUACCAUCGUUACAAUUUUGUGCGACAGCGGGAUGAGGCAUCUAAGCAAGUUUUGUAACCCAGAGUACCUUGCUCAACAUGGCUUAACACCCUCAGCGAAAGCAUUAGAGUUCCUUGAUCGUAAAUGAGAUAUCUGUUUAUACGCAUGGGACAACAUUGAGCUCAAAAUGGGCUGUUAUGAUUGCAAACUUUUUUGAUGCCUAACUGUAAUGGUGGGCAAAAGUAGUUGGGCAGAGUAACUGUUUUGAUAGGAAAGAAGCCCGGCUAAACCCAGCUGGGACCGUUUAGGGUCAAGCAGACCCUUUCUCAAGCUGAAGGCCCGAUACAGACUACUGUGACUAUAUUCAUUUUUACCUGGAUAAGUUUUAUUGUUUCUGCGAUUAUCCACUGUUUCUUUAUGUAACUUUAUACGUUUGGAUAAGUUUUAUUCUGUAUAGUUUUGUUUUAGCAUAGUUUCCAUUUAUGGAAAGUUGUACAUUUUUUGUAGUAUAAUAUAUUUUAACAUUUGUUUGAA